This is a messenger RNA of Pleuronectes platessa (European plaice), 5748 nucleotides long. RefSeq names its product RAB11 family interacting protein 1 (class I) a (gene rab11fip1a). Gene Ontology annotation, cellular component: intracellular membrane-bounded organelle. Gene Ontology annotation, molecular function: small GTPase binding. The record is from RefSeq and is a predicted model, not a curated record. Lineage: Eukaryota; Metazoa; Chordata; Actinopteri; Pleuronectiformes; Pleuronectidae. Gene Ontology annotation, biological process: regulated exocytosis. The transcript has 6 exons.
CUGUGUGUCCUGGAUGGGAACUGACAACAUCAGGGAAGUGAAGUGAGGAACUUGGCCGAGGAGAAGCAGCGUCUUUGUGUAUUCGCCUCUUCGUGGAGUCAGUGUCCCCGCAGUGAUGUCAUGGUACAGUUACACAGGCCGCUACUGACGUCGAGUUUGUGUUAACUUAACUUAACUUAACAACUUUCCACUCGGAGGAGGGAGACGUGUUACGUCACCAGCCCGAGCUUCCUGAACAGGAGUCAAGCUCGGUAACAGGAACCCACAGCGGCAGAGGACGGCGAAGGUGAGGUAAACACAGCCCAGGAAGAGGUUCACCUGCGGCCCGACGGUAUCAAAGACCUUUAAGACGACCCGGAUUCACUUUGGUUAAUCCACACGGGGGUUAAGCCAUGUCUCUGGUGGACCAGAGCCAGCAGUGGUUCCCCACCAGCGUCCAGGUAACGGUGCACCAGGCUCGAAACCUGCGCGUCAAGGGGAAAAAUGGCACCAACGACUCUUACGCCAUCAUGCAGGUGGCCAAAGACAAGUUCUCCACCUCGGUGGCCGAGAAAAGUGUCGCUCCGGUGUGGAAGGAGGAGGCUUCGUUCGACCUGCCGCUCUUCCACCCGGGGAACGCCGAGCGAUGCACCCUGCACGUCAUCGUGAUGCACCGGGCACAGGUGGGACUCGACAAGUUCCUGGGUCAAGCUGUGGUCAACCUACUGGAUCUACACGACGACAGGUCCCGCACCAAGACCGAUUGGUUCAAGCUGGUGGACAAGUCCGGAAAAGCAGAUAAGGUGCGAGGAGAAGUGCUGCUAGAUAUGAAGUUCAUGAGAAACAACAUGUCGGCCAGCAUGUUUGACCUUUCUAUGCAAGACAAACCCCGCUCACGCAUCUCCAAGCUGAAGGACAAAGUCCGUGGAAAGAAGAAGGACGGCUUCUCUGACUCUGCCUCAGCCAUCGUUCCCUCUGUCAGCCAGGUCCUCACUGACAGUGACGGAGAGGCUGAUGCUCAGUCACUCAAUCAGUCUCCAGGAGUGAAAAAGAAAUCAAAGCUCAAAUCCCUCUUUGGCCCUAAAUCCAACUUGCAGCGUAACAUUUCACAGUCCAUGUCUACACUGGGGGCUCUUCCUGAGAAUAACUCAUCUCUUAGUGGCAGUCGCUCAUCUGGCCUCAAUGUAGACUCACCUGAAGUGAAGAAGAAAUUCAAAUUCCUGGGACACAAGCGAUCAGGCAGCUCUGACAGCAAGGUGUCUCAGGGUCCUUUCUCCCUACUGGGUCGCUCCAAGCAGAGCAACAGUGACCAGAACAACUUUUGCAUCAAUGGCAAUCAUGUGUACACAGAGGAGACGGAGUCAAAGAGUGGAUCUACUCUCAGUCUGAACAGCUCAGGCCAAGGCUCCGUGGGAGAUAUCCACAAACACACCUCUGAUGCCUCUGCCUCUGAAUCGACAGACAGAGCUAUACUGGAGCAACAGCGCCAUCAAGAGGAGGGAGAGAGACGGCAAGCAGAAGAGAGGCACAAAGCCGAAGCAAAGAGGGUGGAGGAAGAGGAGAAAUACAGGGCAGAUGCCAGGAGAUUGCAGGAGGAAGAGGAGCGCAGAUAUCAAGAGGAACAGGAGAGGAGCAGAAAGUUCCUCGAGGAUGAAGCAAGGAGGACGAAACAGAGGGAGGAGGAAGAGAAAAGAAACCAAGAGGAAGAGCAUAGGAUGCGACAAGCAGCGGAGAAUCAGAGGCUCGAGGAGGAGCGUCGCAAUUCGGAGGAGCAGAAAAAACAGGAGGAGGCCUCCAUGAGUGACAGGCUGUCAACUCUGUUCGGAAUGAUCAGAAAGAAGGAGGAGAAAAAGGAGGAGGUGCAGCAGCAAACUAAAGAGGAGUUGCCUGAAACAGCCCCUCGCAGUGACUCCAGCAGCCUUGAUCAACCGAUCUCCCACCAGCCCACUAACCCAUUUGAGGAAAUUCCUCUCAGCAGUGAUGGGAGUCCAGCUGAUCUUCAGAAAUCCAGCCGUAAUCCUCAAACCCCCUCUGCCAUGGUCUUCCUCAACCGCACGGCCAAGGUGUCUGCAGUCAAACCCAGAUUGGUUCAAAUUCUGGAGUCUGAACCCCCUGACUGUUAAACCCCCAGUCAGCUGUGUCCUUCCCCAGCCGCCUCUGACUCCACCCUCUCUAGUGUCCCGUCUGAGCCCCCUGAUAGUUUCUCCAACUUCCACUCAUCCUUGCCUCCACCAAACGUAAGCAAAAGCCUGUCUGGUUCCCCUCGUGGGAGCACAGAGGAUUUGUCAUCUGUGGAAUCUGAGGGAUCUUCACCCGACAUGGCGGACAAGAAGAAAAAAGCCCCCCUGCCACCUACGUAUCAUCUACAUGGGAACCAAACAGGAGGAAAUCCCAUUCCUGUCGGAGAGAUGAAAAGUUCUUCCUACAUUGAGGCAGACGGAUCGCAACAAGGCAAAAAGAUGUCUAUACCACUUCCUGAUUAUGAAUCCCUCUUCCCAAAGAAGAGACACGGAGUACAAGGAGAAACUCGGUGGGAUCAUAUUAUCGCUGAGGUCAAUCAGAAACAAAGGGACACUGCACCUGAACUUCUGGGUCCAGAGAUGAGUGUGGAUGGCCCAGUGGAGCAUGAUCGGAGUCCUAGGUCGUUCACAUCGCAAGAGAGUCCUGCCAUGAGGCAUUAUCAAAUACAACCUGAGGAGACCAAACCUAUGUCGUUAAAGAAGACAGCAUCCCCAGCUCCCCCUAAACCAGUCUUAUCCUCACAUCCCCAAUCAAUUGGUCAAAAUCAGUACACUGCUCAGCAGUCUGGCAUGAGACCUAAUCCGUCUGCAGUGCAGGGACCGAGAAACACUGACUUAGCAAGCAGAGGAGGUCUCUCUGGGAUGUCCAGGGAGGGAGCAAGGAAGGCGUUGCAGCCAUCACCUGCAGCUACACUUGUACCCAGACCAAGUAUCCAAAUGGAUACAAGUCCACCAGAAGAUCAGCAGAAAGAAGCACCCACUGCCAAACCCAGACAGAGGGCUAGCGGCAAAGAGCCAACAGAGAAAGAAGUUUCUGCUGCAGACAAAAACCAGAACAGUAAUGCCCAAGCAUUAUUUAGUCAGAGUGUGAAAAGCAUGGACAAAAAGAGUGGGCAGGCAAAGGAUAACAUGGUAGAGUUUGACCCGUUCCCCAGGACUGAACUUCUAUCCAAAGACACGCGGGCACAGCAGAAGCAGAAGCAGAAGCAGGAAGUUGACAACAUUUUGACUGGCAACAUCCAGAGAGAACAGAAACCUGAAAUUCAGGGAAUGACAGCCAAUGAUUUUGAGAAAAUAUUUAGUCAAGAUAAGCCAACUGAUCCCUUUGCUAGUUUUAGUCGCAGCAAUUCAAACAACCAGAGUCCAAAUAGAAAAGACUCCGAGCAAGCGGGCUUUCAUGCUUUUCAAAGAAAGAAUUCACAGAGACGGAGUCUUACAUCAAAAACUCCCCCGGAAGAUAAAGGUCUCCAGUCUCAUCAAGAGGCAGCAUCUAAAGAAGGAACAACCAAAAUGGCAGCUAAGCAAGACCUCGUCACAAACGAUGUCAGGAAGGAGCCUUUCGCACUUCAGCCUCAAGCUGACGUGAAGACACAGAGCGGUUUUUACAAAGAAGAGGAUCAGCUUGGAGCUGAACCUUUCGCUGUUCCCUCUGCAUAUACUUCCUCUGAGGCCCUCCAGGCUAUUACGGAGGAACCAGGGGCUCUGUCUGGGGGAAAGACAUUUUUGCAAGCGUGGGUCUCACCGUCUGAGGUUCAGCCUGUCAGUGCUCAGAAUAGCAAUGGAGGUGGGCAAGCCUUAACGGCACGCAGGCCUCACCCUGUGAAGCCCCUGACCUCAGUUGAGAGCCAAUAUGCCACCAGCACCAAAACUGGGAAGGAUAUAAAGGUCCGGGACAGUACACCGGGGAAGAUAAAGGUGGCAGACCCUUUAGACAGCGGACCUUACACUCAGCUCACCCAGGGGGAGUUGAUCUCACUGGUGGUGAGGCAGCAAACAGACCUGUCCAAGAAGGACGCCAAAAUCGGGGAGCUGGAAGAGUACAUCGACAACCUGGUGGUCCGAGUCAUCGAGGAGAAACCCAGUAUCCUGCAAGCCUUAAACGCAGCCAAGCAGGUGUAAGGUCGUGGCUGCUCGAAUGACAGAGGCCCGCUCGGGGACCCAGUUUUGUCUUCCUUGUGCGAAUUUGUACGGUUGUCACUGUGUCAUUUUGUUCUCUCAGUGCACAUUGUCACUGAGAGACACGAUCUCCAUGAAGGUCUUAGAGCAUAUGCACUUUCUUUAACUUUCAGAGUCAGAUGUUUUUCAAGAAUGCUGGAAAAUGUCUCUGAACUAAUAAUUACUUCAUAACAAGCAAGUGAAAAUCUUUAUACAAGCAGAUGAAUGUAUUUGUUUUGACACUAAGGUACUGGAUUUGCUUUUAAUUGUUACAUGAAAAUAUUUUCAUUAUCUUGAUUUAUACUUCAUACUUGAUUAGAACUCGGGUUGAGCGUUAUUUAAUAUACUUAAUGAGAAGAAAGGUUAUCUCUUACUCUGGCCUUUUAAAUUCUUUGCUAUUCAUAAUGGGCUUAGUGUAACUUUUGUGUGAUGCAUGACAAUAUACUCAACCACAUACGACCAUUCCAAAUACAUGCUCAAUCUUGUUUAGGUCAGACUUUAUUAGUAUUGUCUUGUAAAUAUAUUUGCAGUACUUUUCAUCAGCUUUUCUGCAAAUAUUAACUAGGAUUUCUGCCCUCAUGAGCUUAAUAUUAAGAUUAUGUAAAAAAAACUUAAAAAGUGCACAUUUCUCUUUCUUAUUCCAUUUAGCAGAUGUUCAACAUUCCUCACAUGUUUAACUCACCACAGUUGAAUGUCAGCUGGUCUUCCAGUCCUUAAAAGAUAUUGUGCCUACACUUUUGCUUCAAAGAGGUUUCUAUUUAGAAAACCAUGAAAUCAAUAAAAGCAACAAGCUACCAAAUACUGUACAUCCUUUGAAUUACACAACAGUUUUUUCCUAUUCUUUAUGUGGUUGUAAUCUAGCCGGUGCACUGUGGAAAAUAAAAUAUUAUGCAAGAAAUAUUACAGAAUUAGAUUUCUUUAAUAAUAAUUUAAGACUUUGAUCAUUUUGAUAUUUGUGUUUUAUUUAUAUAAACGAAAAAUACAGAAAUGAUUAAAACCUAAUCAUCAGGGGAACAGUCGCAGAAUCAGAGUCGGUAAUAACCAGCGUGGUCUUUGUAUUUGAACUACAAUCAUGAAUGAAAACCUUCAUCUUUGCUUUCACAUUAUAAUACUCUUUGAUGUCUUGGCAGAAAAUAAAGCAAUAUUACAUUUUCAGAAUGUGAAAGCUGUGCCUUUAAAUCUUUUUCAUUACUUUAAUGUUUGCUGGAUGGAGAGUCUUUGGCUCCAUCUCUUCUUUUACUCUGGCGAGAACACAAACAAUGAAAAUAAUCAGUCAAUGUCAAACUUCUAAAAGGAGUGAUGCUGAUUUUAAAUCUAAAUAAGACACUAAUUAUUUCACCAGACUGUUGUAUUUGAGAUUGCUUACAGUUAUUCUAUGUUCAUUUUCAAAGAAAGCAACACUCGUAAAUGAAAUGUAAUCUUCACAGCAUAUCAUUUUAAAACCCUUAAAAAAAGUAUUGCAUGUUGUCUUGCGUGUUUCUUUUUAGGUUUUUCCCACUACCUGUCCGUUCAGAUCAUAUUCAGUUCAGAUAUGUUUAAAAAAUGUAUCAAGAUUCCUGUAUACAAAUAUACAUAAAUAAAAGUUUUUAAAAGG